AUGGGCUCAGAGAAAGUGGAAGGCGUCGGAUGUGCAGCCGGUCUAAUUGCGUUGAUUAAACGCAUGUUCAACCGGAAGGAGCGCCGUAAGCAAAGAUGCAGCCUCGAGGUCCGCACGUCGGCUUCGAAGUUGCAGAAGGAGAACUUCGAAUUCGUUCGCACGCUAGGAACCGGUGGUUUCGGACGUGUGCUGCUAGCAAUUCCGAAGGGAGUGGAGGGCAUAGAGGAACCAUGCGCCGUGAAACGUCAGAAGAAGUACACCCUGAUCGUGCAGAAGCAGGUUGAUCACGUAAUCUCCGAGAAGAAGCUACUGGCAAGCGUCAACCACCCGUUCAUCGUUAACAUGCUCGGCACGUUCAAGGACCCGCAAUACAUUUACAUCGUGAUGGAGUGCGUCUUCGGCGGCGACUUUUUCGGCUACCUGCGUAGCAUAGACAGGCUGAACAGCGACGCUGCCAUGUUCUACGCCGGGCAGAUCACUGCCAUCUUCGAGUACAUGCACUCGCACAACAUCAUCUACCGUGACCUCAAACCGGAAAACUUGCUAGUGGGCCGCGACGGGUACCUCAAGUUGACCGAUUUCGGUUUCGCCAAGGUCGUAGAGAUGCGCACGUACACGCUGUGUGGCACGCCCGAGUACCUCGCCCCCGAGAUUCUGCUCAACAAAGGACACGGCAAGGCCGUUGAUUGGUGGACGCUGGGCAUCCUUAUCUACGAAAUGUUGGUGGGCUACCCGCCCUUCUACAACGAGGACCCUAUGGGCAUCUACAAGAAGACGCUGGAGUGCCGCCCCGUUUACCCGAGCUUCUACAACCCCGAUGCCAAGGAGCUGACCAAGAAAUUGCUGACCUUCGACCCGUCGAAGCGCAUUGGUAACCUGCACAAGGGAGCUGAAGACGUUCGCACGAGCAAGUGGCUGUCGCCGUUGGACUUCGACAAGCUGCUUAAGAAGGAACUGCCCGCUCCCUAUGUGCCCGAGCUAAGCAGCAAGGAUGAUACUGCUAAAUUCGGAGACUACCCAGAUUCGAUGGAUAUCCCCCGUCCGGUCGAGGGCCGAGACGAUCCCUUUGACAACUGGUGA
This is a messenger RNA of Babesia ovata, 1080 nucleotides long. Its product is annotated as AGC kinase. NCBI's taxonomy places the organism in Eukaryota, Apicomplexa, Aconoidasida, Piroplasmida, Babesiidae. The transcript is spliced from 4 exons. The record is from RefSeq and is a predicted model, not a curated record. Bases 1 to 1080 code for a protein of 359 amino acids. Gene Ontology annotation, cellular component: cAMP-dependent protein kinase complex. Gene Ontology annotation, biological process: peptidyl-serine phosphorylation; signal transduction. Gene Ontology annotation, molecular function: cAMP-dependent protein kinase activity; ATP binding.